Magallana angulata is the source of this 1975-nucleotide messenger RNA. Its product is annotated as poly(A)-specific ribonuclease PNLDC1-like. The coding region runs from base 371 to 1720 and encodes 449 amino acids. NCBI's taxonomy places the organism in Eukaryota, Metazoa, Mollusca, Bivalvia, Ostreida, Ostreidae. Gene Ontology annotation, biological process: nuclear-transcribed mRNA poly(A) tail shortening. Gene Ontology annotation, cellular component: cytoplasm; endoplasmic reticulum. Gene Ontology annotation, molecular function: RNA binding; poly(A)-specific ribonuclease activity. The record is from RefSeq and is a predicted model, not a curated record. The transcript is spliced from 22 exons.
UUUUGAAAAGUUGUCUUAUCGAGGAAAUUCGAACGAAGUAGUGUCACAUGUAUGCAGUAACAGUGCAUUGAUUCGUAGGAAAGUGUACGCAAUUGUAUGCAAAUUAUUUUUUGGCUGCCACUUUACAGUACUGUUGUGAACGGUGGUAUUUAAGCAUGCAGAGUGACAUCAAUUGUCUUUUAAACAUAAAGCCAUUGAUACAGAGUUUACUGGAUUAAAUCUGAAUGAUGAAACAAAAAACAGUUUGUUUGAUACAAUUGAAGAGCGAUACAACAAACACAGGAGAAGUGUUCAUCAGUUCACAAUCAGCCAGAUAGGUAUUUCAGCAUUUGUAAAGGAAAAUGAAAGGUAUGUUGCACACAGUUACAACAUGUACCUGUUUCCUGCCUCCUUUGGUCCUGUUGAUGUCCGCUUCAUGGUUCAGGCAUCAAGUUAUGAAUUCCAAAGAAGAUAUGAUUUUGAUUUUAACAAGUAUGUCUACUCUGGAAUAUCAUUUAUGAAUGAGGAGCAAGAAAAACAAGUUAAGACAUUCAUAAAGAGAAAAGAGAUCACUGCUGGGGUCGAAAGGGACGUUGAUGAGAACCUGGUACAGGACGUGUGUUCGGAAGUGGCAGAAUGGUACAGUCGAGCGGCGGUUGGAGACAGCCACACAGUCCUGAAGAACGAUGGGACACGAAAACUGAAGUACAACUAUGUAUUUGAAAACGAAAUCAAAAAUAGGUAUGGUGAUGUCUGGACAUCAACAGAUAAUGACAGAAAUAUUGUUGUCACAAAAAUCACACAUGAAGAAAAAGCGGAGCGAGAGAACAAACAGAAAGCAGACAGCUCGGAACUUUUUAACAGUCUUAUUGGAUUCAGGAGAGUGUUUUUGGCAUUAGUUAAACACCAAAAACCACUGAUUGGUCACAACAUGUUGCUGGAUUUACUGCUGAUCUUUGAUAAAUUUCACAAGCCACUUCCUGCUCAUUACAAGGAUUUUCAGGAAGAGAUACACAGAAUAUUUCCUCUGAUUAUAGACACAAAGAGUAUUGCAACUCAUCUGAUUAAAAAGAAAUUAGACCUGAGGUUCAAUUCCACUCUUGGUGGUCUGUACCAUGUAUUUAGAAGUGCUGCAGGUCAGAAUUUUGUGAUCCAUUCACCAGUAAUAGCACACGGAGAAGAUUUCACAAUUUACAGCAAUGAGACCUACUUGCCCCAUGAAGCUGGAUAUGACGCAUACAUGUGUGGCUAUUGUUUCCUAAGGAUGUGCCACAUACUAACCUUUAGUGAUGUUAAGUCCACUGAGGUGGUGCCCUGUACAUUCUCGAGGUACCUGAAUGAGAUUAAACCAUUCCAUAACAAGAUUAACAUGAUCAGAGCCAGUAUCAACUCGUUGGAUUUAUCAGGCAGUUCCAAGGAACCACAGAGACCUCUGGUGUUUGUUCAGUCCAAAACCGCCUCAUUUCAACUGAGUGCUUAUAAGCUUGCCAAGGAGUUUUCAAAGUUUGGAACAGUAGACAUCAAAUUACAGAGUAAAUCUAGAGCACUUGUGGCCACAGGAAAUAUAUACUGUGCCAGGGACCUAGUCAAGUUUUACAAAAAUGACAAGAGAAUGUCCGUCCACCAUUACAGUAAAUGGAGACACUCUCCUUAUUCCAAACCAGCUCUGUGGACGGGGGUGAUUCUGUCCGGAGGUCUGUGUCUGUGGGCUUUGUGGAGCAGUAAGAAAAACAACACUUGAUAUUAGUGAUAUCUGUAAACUGAUAUCUACACCCACAGAUAUCAAUGUGAUACGGAUAUCAGAGGAAUAACUUGUGAUUAAAGAAAUCUUGUCUGUGAUCAUUUAUAGCAACAAAUUUGUGACAGCAAUAAAUUUUUAUGACAAGAUAUAUAUAAAAGAAACUAAAAGUGUUAAACAGUGCCAAACAAAACUGUGCUUUUUAUCACAUUGUUGUCAAACCAUAGCUGACUGUGAAAUAAAACAUUUUUAUUUAGA